GGUUUACGCAGACGGACUGACGUCACUUCAUGAAUGUAGUUUUGGUGGAGCAAAGUGUCACCAAACCAGAGACAGAAAACACAACUCUUAAAGAUGCUUUGGUUUGAGGGCUCAAUUCCUGAUGCCAUUAACUUAGCGAAACAGCGGAGCUGCGUGUUUGUGGUUGUCAUUACAGGGACAGACGACCUGUCCGGGCAGCUGAUCGCCAGCUGGGAGGAUGACAAAGUGUCAGAGGAAGCGAAGAACUGCUGUGUGACCAUCAGAGUCGAUGCCAAGAGUGAGCCAUGUGUGCAGUUCUCACAGAUCUAUCCAGUGGUGUGCGUACCCUCUAGCUUCUUUAUCGGGGAGAACGGCAUCCCCCUGGAGGUCAUCGCCGGCUGCGUGUCUGCUGAAGAACUCAUGAAAAGAAUCAACAGGGUGAAGCAGAUGCAUGCUCAGCAGUUUGGAUGUGAUGCAGUGUUACCAGCGGCAAGUGGUCCGGUGGAGACCACCCCUCUCAAUAGCACCACUCCAGUGCCAGCUCCAGCAACGCUUGUUGGGUCGGACACAGAACCUGCAGCAGUGCCACAGAUGGCAACAGCAUCCCUCUCCAGCACAGCUGAUGACGGCCGCCUUGCAGCCCCAAUGGCUCCUGCAGAGAAUGCUGCUCAGAGUGAAGGCCACCUGGAGGCCAGGGUGGAAAGGUUAACUAAGAAAGUGGAGGAGAGGAGAGAACAAAAGAAGAAGGGAGAAGAAGAGAAGGAGAUCCAAGUGGAAGUAGAGCGGCGGAAGAUGGGGAAGGAUGUGCAGGACUUGAAGAAGAAGCAGGAAGAGGAGAGGACCAAGCGACUCCUGGAAGAAAGGAACAAGGAGAAGGCUGAGGAAAAGGCUGCCAGGGAGCGAGUCAGACAGCAGAUAGCUUUGGACCGAGCUGACCGGGCAGCUCGCUAUGCCAGAACCCAGGAGGAGGAGCGGACGGCCAAGCAGGCCGUCCUGCAGGCCAGGCAGGCCCAGAAGGAGGCCGUGGUCAGAGAGAGGAGCACCAUUGCGAGGAUACAGUUCCGCCUCCCAGACGGCUCGGCCUUCACCAACCAGUUCCCGUCCCAGAGCAGACUGCAGGAAGCUCGCAACUUUGCUGUUCAGGAAGUAGGAAACCGCUACGGAAACUUCUCCCUGGCGACCAUGUUCCCUCGGCGGGAGUUCACCAGUGAAGACCUGGACAAGACUCUGCUGGAACUGGAACUGGCUCCAAGUGCUUCCAUCGUGCUUCUCCCACAGUCCAGCCGGCCCGCGAACACAGUGAUGCAGUCCUCUGAUGGUGGUCUCUGGGCUGUUCUGGGCACACUCCUCUACCCUCUGCUGGCUGUGUGGAGAUUCCUCAGUGCCUUCCUGUUUGCUAGCCCGCCCCCUGCUGGAGCGGAAUCCAGAGGCCACGGCCAGCCGUCCGGCUCCUACGCCAACGCGGCCUCCGACAAAGCCAAGAGAGAAACUGACUCUAAGCAGCCUGAGGAGAAGCGUCCCAAGGGCUUCACGAAGGAUGGCAAAGUCUGCCGGCUGCGGACUCAGGAGGACAGUGAGGACGAGAACAACACCUGGAAUGGGAACUCCACCCAGCAGAUGUAGCGCCGGAACAGUGGUGAUUAGUUCAGGAUGACCAGUUGAAGGUUUCUGUUUCCUCCUCCUCUUCCUGUCUCUAGGUCUGCAUGGGUACAUCUCCAAUAAUCAACACAAGAUCCUUUGUUUUUGUGUUGAUUAUGACAUGAUAGUGUUUCCUAACCCGGGCUGAGGCUCCACCACGUCAGUGGGAUCAAACGCGCUGAGGUCAAUGAGCGUAUGAAGAUGUUGUAAUCUGAGCCUGGCUCCACAAUAAACUGACUCAUUGUGUUUUGGAAAUGUUUAACUUUUGAAAAGUGCUUUGCUGAGUGCCAGUGACCCCUGCAGACUAUGACCUAAUGGUUUGAUGAUUACAUUUUUGUUUUAAAUGUAUGAAAUAUUUGAUCUGUUGCUGUUUCAGUCCUACAGAGGUGGCGGUCCACCAACAAACCGACACACCUUGGUAUUCUGUUCUCGGUGUAGUUCUCAUUCCAACAAUGAAAAUAAAAGCAGCCUGUUUUUCAAAAAGCCCCUGAAA
Molecule: messenger RNA, 2110 nt
Organism: Gasterosteus aculeatus aculeatus (three-spined stickleback)
Lineage: Eukaryota; Metazoa; Chordata; Actinopteri; Perciformes; Gasterosteidae
Gene: ubxn4
Product: UBX domain protein 4
Biological process (GO): ERAD pathway
Cellular component (GO): endoplasmic reticulum
Molecular function (GO): protein binding
Source: RefSeq, a predicted model, not a curated record